Molecule: messenger RNA, 1490 nt
Organism: Anopheles darlingi
Lineage: Eukaryota; Metazoa; Arthropoda; Insecta; Diptera; Culicidae
Gene: Hibch
Product: 3-hydroxyisobutyryl-CoA hydrolase, mitochondrial
Exons: 2
Coding region: 140-1306 (388 amino acids)
Biological process (GO): L-valine catabolic process
Cellular component (GO): mitochondrion
Molecular function (GO): 3-hydroxyisobutyryl-CoA hydrolase activity
Source: RefSeq, a predicted model, not a curated record
AAGAUCCUCAAUUUAGUAAUCAUUAACGGCAACAGCGAGUGAUACGUGUGUGCUUGUGUCCGGUGAUUCCUUUCGUUGCUCCCCAUUCCACAGUUACAACAGGGUGUUGCAUAACAUCUCCCCCCGGCGCCGACGAGAAAUGUUACGUACGAUCGCUGCACGCAGGUUCGGUCCGUUGUGGUCUUCAGUGACGACGCCGUCGUACCGCACGAUGUCAUCCGGUGCUGCGAAGGAACCGCUCGUCCUGACGGAGGAGGUGGGCAGUAAGGGCGUGAUAACGCUGAACCGCCCGAAAGCCCUGAACGCCAUCAACCUGGAUAUGGUGCGCAUCAUUUAUGGUGCCAUGAAAUCGUGGGAAACGAGCAAAAGUCUCGUCAUCGUCAAGUCCGUCGGCGAGAAGGCGUUCUGUGCCGGUGGCGAUGUACGCGCGAUCACAGAAACGAGCAACGUGGACCUGGCAAAGAGCUUCUUCAGCACCGAGUAUGGCCUGAACGCACUGAUCGGCAACUAUCGCCCGACGUACAUUGCCUUCAUCGAUGGUAUUACGAUGGGCGGUGGAGUAGGUCUUUCGGUGCACGGCAAGUAUCGCAUCGCAACGGAGCGAACGAUGUUCGCGAUGCCUGAGACGGCCAUCGGUCUCUUUCCCGACGUUGGCGGUGGUUACUUUCUGCCACGCUUGGAAGGCAAACUGGGGCUCUAUCUGGGCCUCACCGGGUUCCGGUUGAAGGGUCGCGAUGUCUUCAAGGCCGGUGUUGCGACACAUUACGUCGAGAGCAAGAAUCUGCCGGCACUUGAGCAGCAACUGCUGGCCACGACGAGCAGUACGGAGGUGGAGAACGUACUGGAACGGUUCUCCGAGAAGCGCGAUGCCGGAGUAGAGUUUGUGCUGGAGAAACAACGCAAACAGAUCGAUCAGUGCUUCGGUGCGCCGACGGUUGAGGAGAUCCUGAAACGCCUCGAACAGGAUGGCAGCGAGUGGGCACAGAGCACGCUGAAGCUGCUCCACAAGAUGUCUCCAACAUCGCUCAUCGUAACGCAGAAGCAGCUCGAGUUGGGCGCUAAGAUGGACCUGAAGACGUGCCUGCGCAUGGAGUACCGUCUGGCGGUGCACCAUGCGAUCGACAGUGAUUUCAAGGAAGGCGUUCGGGCGUUGUUGAUCGAUCGUGAUCAGAAACCUCGCUGGCAGCCUGCCACUUUGGCUGAGGUUGAUCCGGCGCGUGUUGAGAAAUUCUUCGGCCCAUUACCGGACGGUAGCGAGCUGGUUUAUGAAGAUGAUGCUCCUCCGGCCAACAAGGCCAACCUAUGACCUGUUGGUAUACCUUUUCCCAGUUACUACGGGCACGCCAAACAGUGACAAUGUCAAGUGCAUUUACUAGUGAUUAAGAAUGAUUCCCAUGGAGUGCAGCUAAGCUGUCGCAACUUCCUAUUCUACAUUGUGUCGAUUUUAUGGCCAACCCUCUCCCCGGUUUGGAGCGGGUAAAUAAACGCGA